Molecule: messenger RNA, 351 nt
Organism: Necator americanus (New World hookworm)
Lineage: Eukaryota; Metazoa; Nematoda; Chromadorea; Rhabditida; Ancylostomatidae
Exons: 1
Coding region: 1-351 (116 amino acids)
Source: RefSeq, a predicted model, not a curated record
AUGCAAGAAGAGCAGUGGAUCUCUUCGAGACGAGCGGGAAUCAGGGUGGACGGACAACCGAUAGAACUCGUCGAUGAGUUCUGUUACCUGAGCUGUAUGCUGAAGAACAACGGCAGCUACGAGAGAGAUGUUCAGCAAAGAUGCGCUAAGGCCACUUCUGCAUUUAACUCCUUAACGAAAUGUCUGUGGUCGACCCCCAUCACCAACGAAGUCAAGCUGCUAGUCUACCUAUCCACAAUUCGCUCCAUCAUGAUGUACGGAUCGGAGACUUGGGCAGCACCACCAACGGUUAUGGAGAGGCUUGACUGCACGGAACGAAAGCUACUUGGACGGCUACUUGGCUACUUUUAG